This is a messenger RNA of Callithrix jacchus (white-tufted-ear marmoset), 4891 nucleotides long. RefSeq names its product sciellin (gene SCEL). Gene Ontology annotation, biological process: epidermis development. Gene Ontology annotation, cellular component: cytoplasm. The record is from RefSeq and is a predicted model, not a curated record. Lineage: Eukaryota; Metazoa; Chordata; Mammalia; Primates; Cebidae.
ACACACCUCCUCCCUAAGUGACUCAGCUGGUGAGCAAGAAACCUCUGAACUGUUCAUUAAUACAGUCAGGUAGAGGUUGAGACUCCACUGAAUAAACUCCAGGUUCCCAUUCGUUUCAGCCAGAUCCUCCCAGGGAAUCACUACAGGCUGGAUAGCCAAAACGUCCUGGUUUUCUGCUUGAUAGAGGUCCUUACUGGAAGGCAGUAUGUCCAAUGUUACUUUGAGAAAAAUGUCUCCCACAGGAAAUGAGAUGAAGAGCAGCACUCAGGGAGCCACACGGAAGCAGCAGGAUUUUCACGAGGUGAACAAAAGAAGAACUUUCUUACAGGACAACAGUUGGAUAAAGAAACGUCCUGAAGAAGAAAUAGAUGAAAAUUAUGGUAGGGUGGUGCUCAGCCGACAUAAUUCCCAUGAUGCAUUGGACAGGAAAAUAAAUGAGAGAAAUAUGCCAAAAGCUGCAAUCAGUCGGUAUAGUUCUGAUGACACUUUAGACAGGAUCUCAGACAGAAAGGACGCUGCUAAAACAUUUAAGGCCAAUACCUUGGAUAACCAACUAACCAAUAGGAGCAUGUCCACGUUUAGAUCAUCGGGAGUAACAAAGUUGCAACCUGGCGGUUCGUUGAAUGCAAACACCUCCAACACCACAGCAUCCCCUUCUGCUACUACUCCUGUAAAGAAAAAAAGGCAGUCCUGGUUUCCACCGCCCCCUCCAGGUUACAAUGCCUCUUCAAGCACAGAAACCAGGAAACGGGAACCAGGUUUUCACCCUCCAAUACCUCCAAAGCCCAGUUCUCCUGUUUCUUCUCCUAACCAGCCAAGAGGGGAUAAUAGGCAGAUGUAUCCACCUAAACCAGGUGUAUAUACAGAAACCAAAAGAUCUGCUGAAGGACAUACCAGGAGUCAGGAUCUUGAGAACAUCCUCAAAGCAGCCACUUCACUUCAGAGAACUGACAAAGGUGAAGAAUUGGAUAAUCUCAUCAAAAUGAACAAAAGCUUGAAUAGGAAUCAAGGUCUUGAUGGUCUCUUCAGAACAAAUCCAAAGGUAGAUGAAAGAGAGAAAAGAGCCAAAAGCCUUGAAAGUCUCAUCUAUGUGAGUACCCGGACAGAUAAAGAUGGCAAAGGAACCCAAGGCCUUGGAAAUCCAAUUAAAGUCAAUCAAAAGACUGACAAAAAUGAGAAAGGAAGACAAGAUCUCGAAUCUGUUGUUAAAGUGAAUGCCAGGAUGGAUAAAACUAGCAGAAGAAGUGAAAACCUUGAUAAUGCUAUCAAAGUGAAUCCCAAAGGAAAUGAAAAUGCCACUGGAAAACAAGAUCUGGACUGGCUUAUUAAAGUGGAUCCUGAAACAAAUAAAAAUAUUAGGAGGGGCCAGAGCCUCGAUAAUCUCAUCAAACUGACUCCUGAAGUAAACAGAAGUAACCAAGGUUCCAAAGACCUUAAUAACGUCAUCAAAGUGAAUCCAGGAAGAGAAAAAAGUAUCCAAGGGGACCAGAGUCUCGGCAACCUCAUCAAAGUGGCUCCUGAAAGAAACAGAACUAAGCAAGGGAAUCAAGACUUGAACAAUCUUGUCAAAGUGAUCCCUUCAGCAAACAAAAGCAGUGAAAAAGGUCUUGAUGAACGUACUAAUGUCAGCCCCAGAGCUGUCAAAAACACUGAUGGAAAAAAAGCUCUUGAUAAACUCAUCACAGUGAAUCCUGAAAAUUUCACAAACAACCAAAGAAGCCAGGAUCUUGAUGACGUCAUCAAAGUAAACCCUGCAGUAAUCAGACACCAUCAGAGCCAAGACUUGGACAAUCUUAUUAAAGUGAAACCUUCAGCUCUCAGAAACAAUAAUCGAGACCAGGACUUGGAAAAUUUAAUUGAAGUAAGAUCUUGUGUAUCUGAAAAUAAGAAUGAAAGGCUAGAUGGCCAAGUCAAUGGGUUCACUAAUGCUCUACACAACCAGUCCACAAGAAUCCCUUCCUAUUCUUAUGAAGCCAGAAACAGUCUCAGCUCUAACACUGGACCCAAGCAGGAAGGACCAAAGGAUACUGUUGUGUACACAAGAACAUACGUGGAGAAUAGUAAAUCACCCAAGGAUAGCUAUCAGGAGAAUGUCUCUGGAAAAUACAUACAAACUGUUUAUUCAACUUCUGAUAGGUCUGUCAUUGAAAGAGAUAUGUGCACUUAUUGCCGAAAACCCUUGGGUGUGGAAACUAAAAUGAUUUUAGAUGAAUUACAGAUUUGCUGCCAUUCUACUUGCUUUAAAUGUGAAAUAUGCAAGCGGCCUUUGGAAAAUCUACAAGCGGGUGACAGUAUUUGGAUUUAUAGACAGACAAUACACUGUGAACCUUGCUACUCUAAAAUUAUGGCAAAGUGGAUUUCAUAACUCUGGCACAUGGAAAUCAAGAUGAAAAGUUCUCAUUAAGGAAUUAAAAGUUGCAAGUUUUAUCUUAAUAGUAUAUAAUCUAGAAAAGCUUUCACAUUGAAGAUCACCUCAUAUAAAAUUAACAAUUCUGCUAUUGUAUAAGUAAUCUAAUUAUUUUCAAUAAGAUCACACACAUAAAAAGAGGCAUCUGAUCUCUGGCUAGCAUUAGCAAUAAAAAUUUCAAAUGGCUCCAGUUACCAAUGUCAAAGGAAUGAUGCUUCUGAUAAGCAGAGAGCAUUAUCACUCCAGUCAGGUCCAUUCACACUCCGUAUGUUGGCUGUGAGUGGUGGUUUCCAUUAAAGCCAAGUUUCUCAUUUCCUCACCUUUAUUUCUCUAAGAAUUCAGGUUCAUAGACAUUGUUGACAUCCUGAAGAACUGACAAGGAAGCAAGAUAUGCUUCCUUCAUCUGUAAAACAAAUACUACCAGCAUUUUUUUCAUACAGUUUGACAGAAAAAUGUUAACAUAAAAAGGUUUUGGACCUUAAAAAUCACUAAACUUUCCAGAUCUCUGUGCUAUUAUUUGUAACAUAAAGGAGAUUGGAUAAAAUGAUGUCUAAGGUCCCUUUUGCUUCCCAAAUUCCCAAAUAAAGCAGGUUUUAGUUUGUGCUCUUUGGAAACAUAUAUACAUAUGUGUUUGUUAAGCCUAUUGAACUAGAUAAGACAUAACAACAAUUUAACUUUAGUGUCAUUGUUUAAUAUCAGACAAAGUGUUUGAACAUCAUUUUAAAAACAGAAACAGAUUUAUGGGUAAUAGAUAAAAUCAUAUGACAUGUAUACCUUACAUGUUAUCAUUUGUUAAAUUUUCUUUGUAUGCAUCUCAAAAAUCUGGGUAUACACAUAAUCUAUUAGAAGUAAUGGUUAUGGAUUAAAAAGAUAUGUUCUUUAGCAUGUUAUAUAUACUCAUAUUACAUAGCACUAUAUUUACAAAAGGCUUAUAAAAAUAAAAUGAACUAUCAGUUACAUAGAAUCUUUAUGUGAAGUGUUUGUAAAUAUAAUUCACUAACAUUGAUUUUGUCAAUUAUAGUGAUCAUAAUCUAUUAUAUUCUGUUGCACUGUGUAACAUUUUUAACUGCUCAAGCUAUAGAUUUUAUUUUUAAGGAACUUUGCUGAAGAAAUUGAACAUGUAAUAAUUAUGUGAGGAACUAGUAUUAUUAACAGUGAGAAACUGAACUUCUAAACUAUUUUAUGUGCAGAUAGAAAUUGUUUCUAGAAAAAAGAUGUGUGGAACAUUAAAGUGGAGGCGGAAUUCUAGAGAAGUUUUAAGGCAGUUGUGGAAAACAGCUAGAAACUAGGGAGAUUAAAAGAUUAUCAUGUGUUUUCCAAAUGUUAAUACAAUCAAAGGAUUAUUCUCCUGUGUAGUAAUUUCAUGCAUCUGUUCCUCUUACAGCCUGGUUCACAAAGUGUUAAACACAAAAUGCUUAUCAAAAUACAGCAAUGUAUAAUUGUUGUCCUGUGAAGAGGGAGCCAGGAAAAAUAAUUAAUAAUGAUUUUAUAUUCAUUAAUUCAUGCUUGAUGAGAAGCAGUGGUAAUUGAGCCACAUGUUUUAUUGUUCUUUUAUUACAUGCUAUCAGAGUGAUCAAAAGAAAUAAUUUUCUCAGAGUUGAAAUUGGCUGCAGAAAAGGAUGGAUGAAAUAGUAUCCCUCCCUUUCAUAUAAAGUAUAUUAACAUCUCAAUGCUUUUGUAGUAAUUAAAAUCAUCUGAAUAUCAUUUUAAAAGCAUAAAAACCUAAAAGGAACACACAUCUCAUUUCUCUAUAGCUGUUUAAUGAUUCUUGUCUCCUACAAUAAUGUAGUAAAUCAAACCAAAAGCUGUUGUAAAGAUGGAAUGGACGUGAAGUGGAGAAAGAAGGGCUUCUGAUUCAUCAAGAUCCUUCAUUAUGUCUGAUUCAUCAAGAUCACUUCAUUAAGUCUGGGUUUAUUCUCACUCUAGGAGUGACAGACUCCUGAAACAACUGACAAGAUCUCAUUUUUUGCAGGCUAUUAUGUUAUGAUUGGCACACUUUUCCUGGGCACAAUUGCCUAAAUCUAGGGAUACCAGGUCCUGAAUUCUAUCAUCAAUAAAAAGAUGUCUCUGAAAGAGAAUGAAUACCUUCAUCAUGACAAUAUCCUUCUUAAAAAAAAGUCAAAGAUGUAUAAUAAUCUCAGAAAUAGUAUAGUAUAAAAUUAUAUUCUCUCUUUUAAUAAGGCUAAGAAAUAAGAUUUUAUUCCAAGAAGUUAUAUAUAUAUCUUAAUGGUUUGAUUGCAGUCACUCAAUUUAUUAUAUAUGAGUGAUGAGAUGGUCCAGCUCUCACUAUUGUGUAUUCCCUGACUUGUUUACUGUGAUAGAAAAUUGUGAGCAUUUGGAACAUUCAGCCUGAUAAAGAGCUCUACCAAAACAAGUGACUGUUGGGUCUACAACAUGGCAAACUAACAAGGAUGUUGAUUUUUUUUGUACUACUGAAUUUGCUGAUUAUUUUGAUAAAAUGUAAAUAAAUUGCUGUUAAACUUA